AUGCAGGAGUUCGUUUAGUAACCUUCAUUUUAUAUCAAUAAUUUAUCACAAGCUACUUAAUUCUACAAAGAUUAUUCUAUAAAAGAUGAAGAAAGAAGAGCUAACCAAAUUACAGACAAUGUUAGCUUGAAAAAACUAAUUGCAAUUCCUGUAUAGAGCCAUUUUAGAUUUUUCAUGAAUAUAAAUCCUAUGAAUAAUAUUAGUAGUACAAAGUUAGAUAACAUCAUAAAGUUCUACAAUAGCCAAAAGUAGCACCUGUUUUCAUAAGGCACAUUUUAUGAAGUAUACAUUCUCGAAAGUGUUUUUAAAGAACUUCCAUCUUAGAUAUUCCAAAUAAAGUAUUACAUUUCUAAAAUUCCAUGA
Tetrahymena thermophila SB210 is the source of this 363-nucleotide messenger RNA. RefSeq lists its product as hypothetical. The transcript has a single exon. The record is from RefSeq and is a predicted model, not a curated record. NCBI's taxonomy places the organism in Eukaryota, Ciliophora, Oligohymenophorea, Hymenostomatida, Tetrahymenidae.